Laetiporus sulphureus 93-53 is the source of this 657-nucleotide messenger RNA. RefSeq lists its product as uncharacterized. The transcript is spliced from 4 exons. The record is from RefSeq and is a predicted model, not a curated record. The coding region runs from base 1 to 657 and encodes 218 amino acids. Lineage: Eukaryota; Fungi; Basidiomycota; Agaricomycetes; Polyporales; Laetiporaceae.
AUGGUGAGCAGCGACCCUAUUCAGCAGAAGAUGGAGGCCUCGGUGUUCGCCAAGCUAAACUCGUCCGGGCGUCCAUUUGAAGAGCAUUAUGUCGCUCAUAUCAAGGUCUGGGAGGCUGCGCGCGACGGAAGAGGGAAGAAAUCAAGAUAUAUCGUUCUCUCUCAGACUAGUGAUGGAUCCGGGUUUAUUCACAAAGCGAAGCUAAACUGCAACGGCGCCUUCUCACUUGGAAAGACGUGGAAGAUGCAAGAUCUUCGUGAGGUAGAGGUGGUGAACUCACUCGUAUUCGAGAUCACUCCCAGCGCCACCACAUAUCGCUGGCAAGCAGACAACGCCAGAGAUCAGACCAAGUUCGUGUCGAUGCUGAUCAGGCUCUUCCAAUACGUGACGGGAGGAGCUGCGCCCUUGCGGCUCAUCGGCGUGAGAGUUUCGGACGGUCCUGCGUUGCCAAAGCUGUCUGCAUCUAGUCACAAAUCUUCACGUCCACAGGGAAUAUUGAUCAAUGCAGAUGCCAUGCCGACAGGGGACGGAACAAUUGAGAAGCUCCCUCCAAGCCCUCGGUCGCUUAACUCGAAGCCCUCUGUGGUCAUCUGGAAACGGCCCGUAGAUCAACCACAAAUUGCCCCGGUGCCACCGAUACCAGCCCAGCCACGUUGA